This is a messenger RNA of Gloeophyllum trabeum ATCC 11539, 531 nucleotides long. RefSeq lists its product as uncharacterized. Gene Ontology annotation, biological process: translation. Gene Ontology annotation, cellular component: cytosolic large ribosomal subunit; ribosome. The coding region runs from base 25 to 309 and encodes 94 amino acids. Gene Ontology annotation, molecular function: structural constituent of ribosome; RNA binding. The transcript is spliced from 6 exons. The record is from RefSeq and is a predicted model, not a curated record. Lineage: Eukaryota; Fungi; Basidiomycota; Agaricomycetes; Gloeophyllales; Gloeophyllaceae.
ACCCAAAAUCCUCAAGCCCUCAAGAUGACUAAAGGUACCUCGUCUUUCGGUAAGCGGCACACAAAGACGCACACCAUCUGCCGCCGGUGCGGCGUCCGUGCGUUCCACCGUCAGCACAAGACAUGUGCGCAGUGUGGCUACCCGUCCGCGAAGACCCGGUCGUACGAGUGGGGGCAGAAGGCCAAGCGCCGAAAGACGACGGGGACGGGCCGGAUGCGCUAUCUCAAGGACGUGCCCAGGAGGUUCAAGAACGGGUUCAGGGAGAACACCGUCGCCAAGAAGCGCACCCGUGCCACGACAGAGGCAUAAAUCCCAUAAUGCGCGCCAUCCUCCCGCUUCCUCUGCACGAGGUUCCUACGCUUUGAGGGUCAUAGUUAUGUUUGCUCGACCGCUUGUCUCCGCUACACUGUCUUUCUAUAUUGCAAGCCGAUACAGACGAAUACAUGAAGUAUGCUAUGCGUUCCUAUGUAUUUGCAUGGGUGACUGGGGAAUGCGAGUGACCGUUGGAGCGAUGGGAUCCAUUGCAUGGCG